UAGUGUAGGUGCGGGAGUUAAACGAAAAUCUGCGGCAGAUGUGUGUGUAUAGCGGAGGUAACAAACGAUUUUCAAAAUAUACAUGAUGAAGAAGAACUAUAUUGAAAAAGGAACAAAAAUGAUCAAACUGAAUAAAUUUAUUCCGGUCAUCAUCAAUGCAUGGAUUUGUAAGUUGUGAAGAGCGUCUUUGAAUCGUUAACAUGUUUGUCCCUGCCUUUAUUAAUAACUUUAAAUAAACCUUAUAUGUUUGAGAUAUCCAAACAAAAUUUAAUUUAUUCAUUUCAAAGCUAUGUUUAACACAGGAUGCUAGAAACUUUUUCUUAUUCCAUACAUACAAAAGAAAAAUGACUCAUAUAUUACCUACACCACCAGAUAUAUCUUUGUAUAAAGAAGAUGAAAUACCACCACAUCUGCGAGAAGUUGCAAUUUUAACAGGUUAUCGAUCGCCUUCCAGUUCUGUCAAAGACUGUGCACUGAGUGUUUUUGUUGCCACAAAUGAAACAUUGAACUUUUGGACUCAUUUCAUUCCAACAUUUUAUUUUGUGUAUCAGUUCCUUAUGUUCUGGGAUGUUCUUAAAGUUAUUACAGAUUCUUACUACUGGCCUUUGGUUGGGUACAUGUUUACAAUAAGCCUUUAUCCACUUAUCAGUGCUUUAGCGCAUACCUUCUGUAGCACCUCUGAUAUGGCCCGUCAUGUCUGGUUUUUUCUAGAUUAUGGUGGUCUCAGUUUAUAUGGUUAUGGAGCAGGACUAUUGAUUAAAGCAUAUGCCUUCCCUGAAGAGCUUCAAGGAACUAUUUUUGGAAAUUUUUAUUUAGAAAUUUUGGUGUUUUUAACAAUUACAUGUUCCGUAUCUGCUUGCUUUUCUCGAUUUUUGACAAGUUUAUGCUGGAUCAAGAUUUUCCGCUUGGGGGCAUUUGCUUUACCAUGGCUUUGGGAUAGCAUCCCAGUUAUUUACAGACUUAAUUGCAGUUCAGACCUAAAUCCAGCAGCAGCUGAACACUACAACCUUCAGUUUUUCUUCUCAUUUUGCAUUGGAUUUUUCUAUGCAUCUCAUCUUCCUGAGCGCCUUGCACCUGGGAAAUUUGAUUUUCUAGGUAACAGUCACCAGUUACUUCACAUUUCAGGUAUAUUAGCAACUCAUCAUCAAAUGAACGCAGCAAUCAUUGAUAUGAAGAACAGGAGGGAAAUAAUGGAAAAUAAAUACCCACUGCCUGAAUAUUGGUCUGUUCAUAUAUUUUUAUUAGUGUUUUUUAGCAUAUUUGUGACAAUUAUAAUUUUUAUACUUUGGGCUAGACAUUAUGAAAAUAACAGAGAAGAUCCUAAAAGAGAAAAGUGAUAUGAAUCGUUGAUUUAAAAUUACUUUAAGGUCUAAAAAAAUGGCAUUUUGUGCUGACUUGAAUUAUAAAGAGCCAGAUAGUUACUCUACCUCAGAAUUAUAGACUUAUUAAAGACUGGCCAUUUUUUAAAUUUGAGUACUAACAAUUUCAUAUUCAUUUGCUAGAUUUAUUUCAUAUUCAUCAAAUAGCCAACAACUGUGCUUUGUAUCAGCAAGCAGAUUUGAUGGACAAUUCUAAGCAAUGAGCAUAUCAUAAAACUAAUUAAAAAAAUUAAUCAUAUUUAAAAUGUACAAUAAUUCGUUAAAAAGCAUUAUUUUGUAAUGUUUUUACAAUGCAAAUCAACAUGUGUUGUUUCUUCAAGAAUUGUUUUGACUGGGUAUGCAUUCUACUCAAAAGCUAUAUAACACAAGUGUUUCUGAUAUGAAAGUACCAUAUUUUCUUAAAGAAGGAAAGGCUAUUUUGAUAUUUCUGUACUAAUUAAAAUGAAAACUGUGGCAUUCGUUUGACCGUUGUCUUGCAAACUUAUUAUUUUAGGAUUAUAUAUACAAAUUGGUAUUAUUGUUAUAAGCAAAUUUUUUAACUUUGUCAUUUAUUUGUAAAUAAUGUACCUGAUUUUAACUUUUGAAAUGAUUAAAUUAUCUACGUAUUAUUUUAACAUUUCAUGCUUUCAAUAUUAAAUUUUUUAUGUAACUAUUAAAGAAUUAUAAAAUAAAGCCCCUUUCACAUGCCACACAAUAUAGAUCUUGUGUUCAUUAGUCUUAAUUAAUUCUAGAUAUUUACAUAGCCUGUCAGCCAUGAAAGUUGGAUACUAUCAAACCAUGAAAGUUAGCGUAGAUCCCACCAAAGCUGCACUAGAUGUUUCUGUGGAAUUCUGAAAGAGCUGAUGGCUGUUUAUUUAAAAAAAUAAUUAGAACUCGAUCUGCUUCGUUUUUGCUGUAAUGUGAAAAGGCUUUCAUCAGUUUCUGUUAUUUUGUGAGGUGUUCUGAUUUUACCAGAAGAUCUGUAUAGAAACACUGAGUACAAAUUUCUCACAGGUGCUGCCCAACCGGUAUAAUGGUUAGCAUCACUGACUGCUGUACCGAAGAAGGCAUGGAUAUUUGUAAAUGUUUAGAGUCCGUGCGGCACUCUAAAUAUGCGGUAAGCUGAAAGUCCUUUUGAGAAGUUUGUGGUAUGGGAAGAGGGGUGAGAGACCCUCGGACCUGUCACCCUGAGGUGCCCUCCAUCAAAAUUGGUGGCAGAACUGAGCUAAACCACACUGUCACCUGUCAAGGCUGUUGCAAACGGCAGGCAUAGCUUACGCUCCUUGGUUAGACAAAUGAGGAUUAGCAGCAACAACUUCCCACAGGUAAUUGUUCAAGUAUCUUUUUGUUUCAUUGGCCAUAUUCAUCUGACUAUAUCAUGUCCAUUAAUACACUUUUUUUUGCUGGUACAAUCCCAUAACUAAAAAUAAUCGACUGCGUGUUGUUCUGGAAAAGGCAUAUUCUAAAUCUGAAUCUUUUUUUUUUGAAAAUAUAAGAACGAAAUACCACAGUAACAGUCAAUGUAUAUGAAGGUGGCUUAUCGAGAAUCAAUCAGGGUUACAUCAAAAGAAAGGUAUUACGAGUGUACUGUGAUGUCGUGCUUAUUCAUAACUGGCACUAAAUCAUGAUGUUUGGUAACAUUUUGAUGGCUGACAGGAUAAUAAAUAAUAAUUUUAUGAUUUUUUCCAAGCAGACAUUCAGAUAUUUAAAAAAAUAUACUUCAAUACAGUCAAACCUCAGGUUACAAAUGUAAUUCAUUCCAGAAGGCCAUUAAUCAUUUGAAAUAUUUAAACUUUACAAAAAGUACUUUGGGGAUAAGUUCAUAACAUAAAAAUGAGAGAGAAAAAAAAAAAAAAUAUAACAUCAAAAUGCUAAAUAGUCAAGCACAGAUUCAAUUUAAUGUUACUACCCAUAUUUUUACAAAAGAAGGUGGAAUGUGAUGAUGUAGAGAUGUUUUUAUUUGAAUGAGGAGUGCCCUUCCAUAAAAACAUCUAGUAACUGUUUUUGUAGGGCAUUUUUAAUAUUUUCUUUGUCUCUUAGUGUUCAAGUUCUGCUUGAAGUUCAUUAAUCAUCUCUUUUACUCAAUUUGUCCAGUGUGAAUUGUUGUUUACAUUUUAAAAUUUCAAAAAUGAAUCAUGGCUUUAUCCUUGGAAAUGUUUAUGCUGAAGUUUGCUGCUGCUGUAUGAGGGUAAUAUUGUUAUUAGAAACAUUGUACCUCGCUCCAUUUUGUGCUUUUGAAGUAUCAAGUACUAGGAUCAUCUUCUAUAGACAAUUCCUCCACUGUUGCUCUUUCUGAAGUUUUCCAUUUUUUUUAGUCAAGCUCAUUUUAUGCUCCUCUAGUAACUCAACAUCUCCGUUGUCAAUUUCCAGUUUCAUGAUUUUGUCUAGAAACACAAAUCGUAAAUAACUAAAUAAAAUAAAAAAAUCCUUAGUCUCAAGGUUUUUCUCUACAACACAAUCUGGGCGUAAUUUCAUACAGCCUGAAUUUAUGGUUCUGUAAGUAACCUACUGUAAUGCUUUGCUAAUAACAGUUAAGCAAUGGAACAUGUAAAAAUGAUAUUUACUAUAAGUAUCUGAAUGUUAAUUCUGCGUCAGAGGCUUACCUGGAAAAACUUUUGAAAAUCAUUUGUUGUUGACUUCAGUAUUCCUAUAGUUCAUCGACCAAGACGUUUUUUAUUUACCAUCUGAGGUUCCACUGUAUUUCUUAUAUAUGAAAUUUCUUUUUAUUUCAUCUUUACCAAAUAAUAUAACCAUUUAAUAGUAUUAUUCUUAAUACUACGUUAAAUUUUGAAUGCUAUUGUUGGUAUAGAAUGCAGAGCCACAGCUAGGUUUUCAGCACCAGGGAAUAGCUGAAGAUUUUGCGCUUCCUCUUGUUUGCCGAGAAUGGGAAAUAUUUCAUUCUAAAACUUUGUAACAUCAAUUUGGCACCCCCUGGAUACUGCACUCUGGGACAGAUUACCCCCUUGCCCUUCCCUAGCUAUGCCACUGAUAGAAUGAGAAUAUUUUUUUAUUAAAAUUUAUCUGGUCUUACUAAUAAAACAUGUUGUAUAAAUUUUUGUAACAUGUUGCUUGAAAUUAGUGACUUUUUAAGUUUUAUAUAUGACUAUUUUUUAUAGAAUACAUUGAUAUUUGGGAAGUUUUUAGAGUAAGAUUUGCAGUUCUUUACUGACUGCAUGUCCAGAUUUGUGCCAUAAAAGCAUAUCUGUUAGUCACAACUGUAAGUCUAUUUUUAACUUGUAUUAAAUGUUAAAAAUAUAUAUGUGUGAUCCAAAAGUAAAACUAAAAAUUCAAUGAUUUUGAAAAGUAUAGACAUUAGCUUGAUGUGGCUUUCAUGGAAAUAAGAGAUUUUUUUUUUAAUAAUGAAAGAUUUUAUUACCAGAAUAAUUAUAUUUUUCACUGACGGGUUUUGCUUCAGUGGUGUCAGAAGUUUGUACAGUGGCACAGCACAAUCUACAAUGCAGCUGGGAUUACGAAUGUUUUAAUACGAUGGCUGGCAAACAACAUAUGAAGCUAAUCUUGCCACCCCUUUCAAUAUGACCAAUAAUGUUAGACAAUGAUUUCAAGUAAAAAAAUGCAACUAUUCUGGCAAUAAAAUGUUUCAUCCCCCCAAUUUUUUUCCCUUCGAAAUCUGCAUUAUAUUACUUUCUACACUUUUUUAGUUACUAAAUUUUUACUUUUGGAUCUCUCUGUAUUUUCUAGUGCAUAUUUUUACGAGACUAUUUAAUUGAAUGGUUUUUUACUUUUGUAUUAGUUGAUUAAAACUUUUAAUGUUGAAUUUUUGUUUUUAAAAGAGAGAGCCUAAAGUAAAGGUAGCUACAAAUGUUUCAUUUUGUGUUAAAAUUUGUUGUUGAAUGCUUUGUAAAUUUUAUACUUUAUGAAUUUACACCGGUGACUAUGAUUGCUUUCUUCAGAAGCUUCAUGAAUUCAAUCUUAUUAUAUUUUAUAAAUUAUUAUUUUUUAUGGAUCUAACCCAGUGACUAUAGAAAUUAUAAAUUUUUAAAAUUUGGCAUUCCCCUAUAUUUACUUUUAGUGUGCAACUCAUUUUCUAGAUCAAAUUAAAAAAGUAGUAUUAAAUUUACCAUUUUAAUUACUUAAUUGAAGAUGUAUUUGACUAAGUAGUAAAUGUGUUAUGUUAGAAUACACAAUUCAGUAUUUAAACAAAAAAUAGCUUUCAUUGCUCAAAUAUAAAUGCAUUUUGAUAAAAAGAAAGUUUUAAUUUCGACAGCAUCGAGUCUUACGAGCAUUUCCUCGAUAUCAUGAUUUUGUAUUAAGUUGUACAUAAAAAUCAAUGACAUACUAAGGUUGAAUUUUGCCUAUUUUUUAAAAUGUUAUUUGAUAUAUAUAUUGUAAAUACAUCACUUUCCUCCCAUUCUUUACUGCCAUUAUAUUUAAUCUUCCUGUUAAGUAGCUUGAAAUGAUUAAUGUAUUUUAAUAUUCCUAUAUUACUUCAAAUGUAUCUAUUUUUUUGUAUGUAGUGCAGUUCAUAUGGAGUGAACGAAUACAUGUAAAUAAUUGUUUUUUUGUUCUUUUAUACAUUUUAAAUUUUGAUUUCUGUUGAAACAUACUUUAUAAAGAUAUAUGCAGCUAAACCUUUUGUACAAAUUUAUACGCUGGAAAUUUUCAUCGUUGUUUGCAUUAUGGGUUUAAAACAGAAAUAUGAUGCAUUUGUGAAAUGUAUACACAUAUUACAAAAAUAUUAAGUGUUACUAGUUAUUGAACUCCUCAACAAAACUACAGAUUAUAAAUCUAGUUUCCUGAAAUUUAACUAAAACAUUAGCCAUAAACAUUUAAUUUAGCAUACAAAAUAAAAUGCUAAGUUCUUGCAUAUUUUUAUAUUGGAAUAAUUCUAUAUAACUAGGAUUAUUUUUUGUCUGACUUUUAAUUUUUAUAAUCUGCAGCAAAGUUUUAUCCUCUUAUCAGGCAAUUUUUAAUACGAGUUGAUAAAUACAAAUGAUAAAGUUGCUCAUGUAUGUUCUUCAUAAGUUUCCAAACGGGUAAUUUGUUCAUUUCCAAAGUGAAAUGUUAAGUAUUGUUGUUUAAUUUGUGAUAAAGCACAAGUUGAAAACAGAAACAUUUCAGGAGAAAGAAAAUUUUUGUUAUAAAAUUUCAACCAUUAGGCUGUAUUAAAAUUAAAUGGCAAAUUCAGUACCAAGUUUAUUUCUAAUUAUACCUUUUAAAAAUUUUGUGUGUUCUAGUUUUUUUGACUUGUGAAUUUUCGCACAAUAAAUGAAAAUACUUUUUAAACUGUUAUUUAGUCGUUUAUAUUUGCAGUGAGUGUGAAACAUCUGUUGUAGGAAGUUAUUUUGAAAUAAACUAAUUCAUAAAUGAAUGCCUUUAGCAUAAAAAACAGUGACAUAUCUGAAAACAUACAUAUUCAUUGAAUUUUUUAUAUAGCUUUUUUAUAGAAAUUUCAGAUAAAACAGAUAUUAAGUAUAUGAUUUAUUAAGAAUUAAACAUUCAGUCUUUCAACCUAUGGAGAAAGAGCUUUUUAUGGGAAACUAACCUGUAUUCACAUCAUUUUGAAAAACUUGUCAUCUUGUUGAACUUGACAAAAAUUAUCCAGUAUUCAAUAUGAUAUAAAUUUCUAGGUGUAUCUACAGGUAUCUGAACUCUGUUUAACACUGCUAUAAAAGGCCAAACUGUUGCCAUACACUGCAUGUAACUCAUGUUAUAUAGUAAGCAAUAUUUGUUUAUGAAAUGAAAUUGAAAGCUAUACAAUCAUUUAUAUUUAGCUCCAUAUUGUAAAUAAAAAAAAUAUUGGUUAAA
Stegodyphus dumicola is the source of this 7124-nucleotide messenger RNA. RefSeq names its product membrane progestin receptor gamma-like. Gene Ontology annotation, molecular function: signaling receptor activity. The record is from RefSeq and is a predicted model, not a curated record. Gene Ontology annotation, cellular component: membrane. NCBI's taxonomy places the organism in Eukaryota, Metazoa, Arthropoda, Arachnida, Araneae, Eresidae.